AUGAGCGGCGGAGGAAACGGCGCCGUGAACAGAGUGUUCUACGCGACGUCGUAUCAUCCGAUUCAAGCCGGAAGUAUCGACGGGACCGACGUUGCGCCACACGAUAACGGCGUCCGUCGAGCUCUCCUCUGUUACAACGCCGGUCUAUAUGAUCCUUCUGGCGAUUCGAAAGCCGUCGGAGAUCCUUACUGUACUCUCUUCGUGGGUCGCAUCUCUCAUCUCACUACGGAGGAUACUCUUCGAGAGGCUAUGAGUAAGUAUGGCAGGAUCAAGAGCUUGCGCUUGGUCAGGCACAUUGUGACAGGUGCUUCACGAGGAUACGCCUUUGUGGAGUAUGAGACUGAAAAGGAGAUGCGCCGUGCUUAUGAGGUUCUGUCUCUUGCUUUGUUCUGCUCUGAUGCUCAUCACUCCUUUAUCGAUGAUAGGGAGAUUAUUGUUGAUUAUAAUCGGCAGCAACUGAUGCCUGGAUGGAUACCAAGAAGAUUAGGAGGUGGACUCGGUGGAAGAAAAGAAUCUGGACAACUUCGUUUCGGAGGACGAGAAAGACCAUUCCGCGCUCCUUUACGGCCGAUCCCUCAUGAAGAUUUGAAAAAGCUCGGCAUUCAACUCCCGCCCGAAGGAAGAUUUAUGUCGCGUACUCAGAUCCCUUCACCACCUAGGAGAAAAGCAAGUGUGUCGGAUAGAGAGGAGGGAUAUUAUGAAGAACAGAGUUCUGAAGAAAGGGAAGAAGAGGUUAAAAAUUCUAUUCACAGCCACAGGAGGAGCUCACACACACGAAGUUCCCAUAGAAGCCGCAUCAAAGACAGAGAGGAGCGUUCCGAGAAAGAGUCUCGUUCUGAUAGGAAAGAGAGAUCGCGAGGGAAAGCAGAUCGAUAUGGUGACAGUAAGGAACAAGUUUCUGGCACUAGUAGAAGAUCACACGACGACACACAAGAAGAACGCUCUCACAAACGUCAUAAAUAUUAUUGA
Messenger RNA from Thlaspi arvense, 969 nucleotides. The record is from the annotation of a GenBank genome assembly. NCBI's taxonomy places the organism in Eukaryota, Viridiplantae, Streptophyta, Magnoliopsida, Brassicales, Brassicaceae.